Molecule: messenger RNA, 1110 nt
Organism: Colletotrichum higginsianum IMI 349063
Lineage: Eukaryota; Fungi; Ascomycota; Sordariomycetes; Glomerellales; Glomerellaceae
Product: Integral membrane protein
Exons: 4
Coding region: 1-1110 (369 amino acids)
Source: RefSeq, a predicted model, not a curated record
AUGGCGCCAGUCACUCCUCCGAGCCCGCUGCCGCCGGACGAGAACGUCAACCCGGUCCUCCUCGGCAUCUCGGGCGUGCUCAUCUUCUUCGUCAUCUUCACCACCUCGGUCCGCCUCUACGUGCGCUUCUCGCUGCGGCACACGGGAUGGGACGACUACCUGAUGGGCGUCGUCGCCAGCCUGGGCAUCGUCCGGUACGGCGUCCAGUGCGCACAGGGCGCGUCCGGCAACGGGAGGCAUAGGUGGUACAUCUCGAACGACGACUACGUCCACAACAACAUGCUCGGCUGGUUCGCCCAGAUCCUCCUCUUCUCCAGCAUCUGCCUCCUCAAGUGCUCCAUCAUGCUGCUGCUGCUCCGCAUCAAGAACUCCAGCCGGCUGAAGUACUUCCUGUGGACCGUCAUGUCCGGCCUGAUCGUCACCAACGUCGGCGUCAUCGUCAUCCUCCUGGCCGAGUGCGAUCCCGUCGAGGCCUACUGGACGGGCGUGGGCACCUGCUGGGACCCCAAGAUCCGGAUUUACUCCAUCUACUUAACCAUCUCUUAUUCUGUCUUGACCGACCUGCUGUGUUCAUUCUUGCCCCUAGUGGUCGUCUGGCAGGUUCGCAUCAAGUUGUCGACCAAGCUCUCCGUCGGUGGUCUCAUGAGUCUCGGCUUAAUUGCAACUGGCUUCGGCAUCGCGAGAGCCUCUUCGCUGGGUCUCAAGACCUCGGACCUGAGUUAUGUCUAUGCCGUCACCGCGAUAUGGUCGAACCUCGAGCUCUAUCUCGGAAUCAUUGCCGGGAACCUGGCCCUCUCCCGGUCCCUGUGGUUCUACUUCUUCGGCGAGAAACCGGCGCCGACGUACCCGUCCGCCUACGGGAACUCGUCCCACCCGUCGCGCUCCGCCUACCACAACAACGGCAGCAGGCUGCACGGGGACAACGCCGACGCCAUGGACACCUACAUCCGCUCCGAACGAAGGCCCUCCGUCUCCAAGAGCGACCACAGCGACAUCCCGCUGGAGCCGGGCAUCCAGAAGAGGACCGAGAUCUGGAUAUCGGAGGAGGACGGCGACAGCGACGUGCCCGAGUCAGCGGCGAAGAAGGCGUCGCAACAGACACAACUGUGA